This is a messenger RNA of Colletotrichum scovillei, 1340 nucleotides long. Its product is annotated as sphingoid long-chain base transporter RSB1. Bases 267 to 1310 code for a protein of 347 amino acids. Gene Ontology annotation, cellular component: fungal-type vacuole; plasma membrane. The transcript is spliced from 2 exons. The record is from RefSeq and is a predicted model, not a curated record. NCBI's taxonomy places the organism in Eukaryota, Fungi, Ascomycota, Sordariomycetes, Glomerellales, Glomerellaceae.
GGGAGAUUGUAAUCUUAUACUAUCGGAACCUAGGUAUUGAGAGCUCGUGGCCACGAUGCUUGCUGCAACAUAUAACCACGGUGGUACCGCCAUUGACGAUGUAGGUGGGUGUUGUUAUUGCACCUCUCAUCCUCUAAUACCCAUCGACCUCGAACGAGUGUGAUACUCGCUCUAAAGAGUCUAACUUGAUGUCCGUCUCGACCUCAUCUUGACACCAAAACCACUUACACCGACGCAUCAUCACCAACAGCAUCACACCGACCGCCAUGACUUCAUCACCCUGCACGCUCGCGACGUGCGACGUCUCCGACAGCCCGUACGGCUACCGCCCAGCACUAACAGGCAGCGCCGUCUUCGCCACCGUCUCGGCCCUCUGCCUCGUCGUCAACGGCGCCGUCGCCGCUCGGUCAACACAACGGCACGCCACAACUCCCUUCUCCGUCAUCGUGACUCUCGCCUGCGUGCUCGAGUUGCUCGGCUGGGUAGACCGCAUGGCUGGCUGGAGCGACCCUUGGGCCGUGUACCCUCUCCUGCAGAGCAAGGCCCUCCUCACGAUUGCCCCGAUUUUUGUCACUUCAAGUAUCUACGUCUGUCUCGCACCAAUGGUCCGGAUACUAGGCGCAGAACACUCCUUCAUCAAGCCUGAACUCUACACUACCAUCCUCCUCCCGCUAGACGGCCUCGCCCUUCUCCUCCAAAUCGUAGGCCUCGGCGUCGGCUUCCAAAACGUGCCGUACACUCUCUCACCCCAGGACUCGUACGCACCUAACGACAUGGGCGCGAAAAUCGUCCUGGCGGGCCUGGCCGUCCAGCUCGCAACCCUGGUCACGGCGGGCCUGUCCCUCGCCUUCAUCCUCCUCCGCGCAGCCCGCUCCUACCGACAGUACGGCUACACUACCUUCCACCGCGACGUGGGCUACGUGCCUCUGACGGGCCGCUUCCGCAUCUUCGCCGGCGCGGUGCCGUCCGCCAUGGUCGUCUUGUUCGGCAGGAUGUGUUUCAGGGUCGCCGAGUACGCAGAGGGCUUUCGGGGCCCGUUGGCGAGGGGCGGCGGGGAGGGAUUGUUUCUCGGGCUCGAGGGGUUUCUUGUCGGGUACGCGCUCUUGGCGAUCGUGGGGUGCCACCCGGCCUUGUUCUUGAGGGAUGGGAAGAUGGUUUCGAGAAUCGAGUCGGAGCCGUUUGUGGGUAUUGAUAGCGUUGGGAGUACUGGCGGGAACGGCGAUCACGAGAGGGAUUUGGAGGAGCUUAGCAAGGUGUAUCAGAGGCACCACGAGGAGGAGGAGAGGCUGUCGAGAUUUGAGCGUGUUUGAAGAUGAUACCCCCUUUUUAAAGUAGCGUGC